AUGUCUUCCACAAGGGCCAUCGGAUUACGCGUGCUCACCCUGUUCGAUGUCGACUCCCGCAAGGACUGGUUCAACUUCCUUCUCUACCGUUCGAUGACUUGGAACGACAUGGUGGUGUCAAUGCAAGCAGCACUCAAGCGCGACGGUCAAGAGCUUUGGGUGCAUGAUAGGAAUGGCGAACCCUUGACCGAUACCGACCCUGUCUUCAACAUGGCCAGCAUCGCGGGCCGCGAGGUGUUGCUCGUCACAAUUCGGGAGAACACACGUGUUACUACGGGCAAGGAUUUGGAGGUCGUGUUGUAUCUAGAAGAGGAGGACCCUAAUGCGCUUCAGACAACCCUCCAGAAACUCGAUUUCGAGGACAAGCGUGUUCACAUGGAGAAGCUUCGUCGCCGCGACGGUAUUGAAAUGAGGAACAUCUGCCGCAUUGUUCUUCCUCACUCCGAAGUCAAGAAACUCAUCUCGAAGAUGAACGGCGUUUCUCAGCACAAGUUCAAGGACGCAUAUUUCGUAGCCAAUUCCAUCAUAGCUAUCCGCAACAACUGGCGCGUCCGCACCACGGACCAGACCAAGCACCUCCUCAAGGAUCCGAGGUGCGUCGCCAUGAUCAGUAUCCUCAGCAAAGGCCUUCCCGGUCAACACCUCUUGGGCGAAGACUUCCUCGUCGCCGCCAAGAAUGCGCGUGUGGCCGCGGGUGGGCCGUCCGAACCCCAGCAUCUCAUAGAGCAGGACAUCUUGGAUGCCAUCCACAACCUGUACAAGGCCGCGGACGCGAUUGAUUCGACUUGGAACGACAGCAAGGCCACAAAAGCUAUCAACAAGCGCGCUGAUCGGAUGGAAGCUUAUGGCUCGCGCAAGACGGGUGAAGCGGCGACUGCAUUUGCCAACGCCGAGGCCGAAGACAUGGGUGAAGAGGCUGCUGAGGCGGCUUACAUUGGCAAGGGAAAGGGAAAGGCGGUCGACAAGCUCGCUGGCCGUCUUGAGAAGACAAAGUUGCCGGACAACGUCAUGGACGACGAGGACGAGGUUGCCGAUGACGACGACGAUCCAGACUACGUAGAUUAG
Molecule: messenger RNA, 1065 nt
Organism: Alternaria arbusti
Lineage: Eukaryota; Fungi; Ascomycota; Dothideomycetes; Pleosporales; Pleosporaceae
Exons: 2
Coding region: 1-1065 (354 amino acids)
Source: RefSeq, a predicted model, not a curated record